UACAUGUUUCUACACAUUACAUGUUUUUAAAAAUUUGUACAGAGAUGUUACAUUUAUGCUGCCAAGGCUGAAAAGCAGAGGAAUCAAGAGUGCUUCCAAAUUUCCACCAGAAGAAUAUACGCAAGUUAGAAAGACAACUGGUCCACAGAAAAAGAUGAAAGACAAGGUCAUUUAAAGCACAUACACUGCCUGGAUCCAAAGGAAGUUACGAAUGCAGAUGACACAGACCUGCAGAGACCAGAUGAAGAAGCUAUUAAAGAGAUUCCAGAAAAGACAGGAGCAGCCUUAGAGAAACCGUAUGGCAGAAGGUUGCCACAGCCAGGCCACUGGGCGCAGCUGAUAAAUUGGCUCAUGCACACUAUAUGCGAUACAGCUCAGAAAGGAGCGGCUUUCAACACUCGAGCUACAAAGAGGGUUAUUCUGAUAGCAGAAAUGCAGACAGAUAACAUGGAGCCACCAUGGUUAAAGACUAACAAGAAAAUUCCCCAGGGACCACCUUCUCCUCCUGCACCUGUCAUAUGUUCCCCUGGCAGAGAGAUGACUGUAAGGGAACAAUGGGAGUGGAAGAUUCCUCCCUGUAUUUCUAACUGGAAAAACGCAAAGGGUUACACGAUCCCACUGGACAAACGUCUGGCUGCGGAUGCAAGAGGACUACAGACAGUACACAUCGGUGAGAAGUUUGCCAAACUCACCCAAGCCCUCUACACGGCUGAACGUAAGGCUCGAGAAGCUGUGGAAAUGCGUGCCCAGGUAGAGAGAAAGAUGGCUCACAAAACAAAGGAGAGACGUGAAGAGAAACUCAGAGAAAUGGCCCAGAAAGCCAGGGAGAGGAGAGCUGGGACCAAAACCCAUGUGGAGAAAGAGGAGAGGGAGGAAAUCCGGCAUGACAGGCGAAAAGAGAGACAGCGUGCCCGGAACCUGUCCACGGCAGCGCCAGAGAAGAGGCUGAAAGUACAGAGAAACGGAAUUCGGGAUGUGACCGAAGUCACUGCUCUCAGUAUGUUCAAUCCUCGGACAUCCAGUGAAGUUCAGUACGACCAUAGGCUCUUUGACUGAUCCCAAGGGGUGGACAGUGGAUUUGCAGGUGCACAAGAUGAACUUUACAAUGUUUAUGAUGGAGCCUGGAGAGGUGGUCAGGGCAUGGCCCAGAUCAUUUACAGGCCCAGCCAAAAUCUGAGCAAGGACGUGUGUGCUGAUGACCUAGAAGCCAGAAUAAAGAGCAACAGAUUUCUUCCCGACCAGGAGGUUUCUGCUUCAGACCCAAGGCAGAGAGGCCGAGAAGGACCAGUUCCGUUUGAGGAAGAUCCUUUUGGGUUGGGCAACUUUUUGGAAGAAGCCAAACGGUACGGGGCCUCUAAGCGACCCUCAGAGAGCAGCAGCCCCAGGGAACGUGAGCACGAACGCAAGAGGAGGAGGAAGGAACAGACGCACAUCUCUUCAGAGUAAACGAACUAUCACCCAGAAACCUGAGGAUGUGAAUCUUAGGGGGGCCCAGUUUGUAAAGGCUCAGGAUGAAAACCCAGUCCGGGUGCCAGAUUCCAGCGCUUCUUUAUAUCACGGCAGAAAGGGGGAUCACAACUUUCUACUUAGAAUUAUUUAAUUUUGUACAAAGCGUAGGUUGUGUUUGUGCUUCUCUUGCCUUUGGACAUCUGUAGAACACACUGCCCCACACACGAAAUUAAGAACAUUUUUUUAGUGGGGCUCUUGU
This is a messenger RNA of Cynocephalus volans (Philippine flying lemur), 1708 nucleotides long. RefSeq names its product SNW domain-containing protein 1-like. NCBI's taxonomy places the organism in Eukaryota, Metazoa, Chordata, Mammalia, Dermoptera, Cynocephalidae. The transcript has a single exon. Gene Ontology annotation, cellular component: spliceosomal complex. The record is from RefSeq and is a predicted model, not a curated record. Gene Ontology annotation, biological process: mRNA splicing, via spliceosome.